CAUAAGGAUGACUGAUUCAUCGCCACAGAAGUCAUUUGUUCUCCUCCACAGCGCCGCAGCAUGCACACAGGGGUGCAAAGCAAGGCGUGAGGCUGAACAAGUAGAAGUAGCAGCAGAUUGUCACUGAAGAGACAGAGGGUCAGAGAGGUUUCAUGAUGUGACCAGGGUCACACAAGCUCAUGCGUAGUCAAGUUAGGACUCCAGUCGACAGUGUGGUGUGAUUUCCACUCGGCCAGACCGUCUCAGUGUUAGAGGCGGGGCUUAGCCUUGGACGAGGAACGUCAGGUCCCACUGUGAGUGCUGGCGUAGGUGCCUGGGUGCUUUGAGCUGCUUACUUCCCUCUCUAAGCCUCAUCUGAAAACAGGAAUGUUGAUGGCCCUAGUGCCUGCCUUGUGGGUUCAAGAUGUGCCAAGAAGAUGGGGCCCUCCAGGAUACACAUGGGUGUGAGGCUGAGUAGAAGUCUCUAAGUCUGUUCCUACCAAAGGCAAAGCCAUUUAGAACCCGUGUCCCCUCCCUGCUGGAGGCCAGGAUUGGAUAAGUCAAUCAGCUCUCAAAACCCUGGUUUGGAGAAUCAGGAAAUGUCUCGAAUUUUCAUGGCAGAAAUGUCUCUUGAUCUGCAAUGAAAUAUCCCAGCAGCUGCAUUUCUCCUGGAACAAUUCACGAGUUCCCCGAAGACCUGUUCUCCAAUAAGGAGCGACAGCACGGAGCCGUCCUGCUGCACAUCCUUGGUGCUCUGUAUAUGUUCUAUGCCUUGGCCAUAGUGUGCGAUGACUUCUUCGUUCCAUCUCUAGAGAAGAUCUGUGAGAGACUCCAUCUGAGUGAAGAUGUGGCUGGAGCCACCUUCAUGGCUGCAGGAAGCUCAACGCCAGAGCUGUUUGCCUCUGUUAUUGGGGUGUUCAUCACCCACGGGGACGUCGGGGUGGGCACCAUUGUGGGCUCCGCUGUGUUCAACAUCCUGUGCAUAAUUGGAGUAUGUGGACUGUUUGCUGGCCAGGUGGUCCGUCUGACGUGGUGGGCUGUGUGCCGAGACUCCGUGUACUACACCAUCUCUGUCAUCGUGCUCAUUGUGUUCAUAUAUGAUGAACAAAUUGUGUGGUGGGAAGGCCUGGUGCUCAUCAUCUUGUAUGUGUUUUAUAUUCUGAUCAUGAAGUACAAUGUGAAGAUGCAAGCCUUUUUCACAAUCAAACAAAAGAGCAUUGCAAACGGCAACCCGGUCAACAGUGAGCUGGAGGCUGGUAAUGAUUUCUAUGACAGUAGCUAUGAUGACCCUUCCGUGCCAUUGCUGAGGCAAGUGAAGGAGAAGCCACAGUAUGGCAAGAACCCCGUGGUGAUGGUGGACGAGAUCAUGAGCUCCAGCCCUCCCAAGUUCACCUUCCCCGAAGCUGGCUUACGAAUCAUGAUCACCAAUAAGUUUGGACCCAGGACCCGACUACGGAUGGCCAGCAGGAUCAUCAUUAAUGAGCGGCAGAGACUGAUCAACUCGGCCAAUGGUGUGAGCAGCAAGCCGCUUCAAAACGGGAGACACGAGAACAUUGAGAACGGGAAUGUUCCUGUGGAAAACCCCGAAGAUCCUCAGCAGAAUCAGGAGCAACAGCCGCCGCCACAGCCACCACCCCCGGAGCCAGAGCCGGUGGAGGCUGCCUUCCUGUCACCCUUCUCCAUGCCGGAGGCCAGAGGGGACAAGGUCAAGUGGGUGUUCACCUGGCCCCUCAUCUUCCUCCUGUGCGUCACCAUUCCCAACUGCAGCAAGCCCCGCUGGGAGAAGUUCUUCAUGGUCACCUUCAUCACCGCCACGCUGUGGAUUGCUGUGUUCUCCUAUAUCAUGGUGUGGCUGGUGACUAUUAUCGGAUACACACUUGGGAUCCCGGAUGUCAUCAUGGGCAUUACUUUCCUGGCAGCAGGGACAAGUGUUCCAGACUGCAUGGCCAGCUUAAUUGUCGCGAGACAAGGCCUUGGGGACAUGGCAGUCUCCAACACCAUAGGAAGCAACGUGUUUGACAUCCUGGUAGGACUUGGCGUACCGUGGGGCCUGCAGACCAUGGUUGUUAAUUACGGAUCAACAGUGAAGAUCAACAGCCGGGGGCUGGUCUAUUCCGUGGUCCUGUUGCUGGGCUCUGUCGCUCUCACUGUCCUUGGCAUCCACCUAAACAAGUGGCAACUGGACCGGAAGCUGGGCGUCUACGUGCUGGUUCUCUACGCCAUCUUCUUGUGCUUCUCCAUAAUGAUAGAGUUUAACGUCUUUACCUUCGUCAACUUGCCAAUGUGCCGGGAAGACGAUUAGUGCUGAGUCGCGGCCCCUGGGAGCUGAUCUGGACACCCUGUGACACUGGCGUCCUCCUCUCCCCUCCUUCCCCCACCACAGGUCUCUCCUGCAUAGGCAGCCACUGUCCGUUCUUUCACACACUGGAAGAAAGAGCCAUCGUGGUCUUUGUCUGGUCACAGGCCAGACUGCUGGGCGUCCUCCUCCUCCUUGGAGUUCCACCCCUGCAAGGCUGGAUUCAGGGGCCAUUAUCUGAGCAGCUUCGAAGAUUCCUAGCUGCCAACCACGGAGAUGUGUCGAGCAUCUCAUCUCUCCUGCACACUUUAGUCAGAAGGACUUCUGCAUGCAGUUUGUCUUUCUGUUCUGCAGGCAGCCUCGGAAAUGAGGUCAUUUGUGAGCACGAGAUCACAUAGGGCAGGUGCAAAAUAGGAAAGUUGUUCUCAAGUGUCACCUCCGGCCCAGAGGCGGUUCCUUAGGCAGCAUGUGCUCCUGGGAGCCUCCAACUUUUGCUGGAAGCACCCACAGUUUGGAAGGGGCAAGACCUCAACCUGUUGGGAUUUAGGGCCCAUGAUGGCAGACAUUCUACCCCUUUUCCUGGAAAAACUGGAGGAAUGAAAAUAUUUUUUUUUUCUGCAGAAGAGAGAAAAUGAGUGAAUAUUCUUCUCACUUUUAUUGAUGCAUUCAGAGAAUAAGCAAUGAAAUAUUAAACAAUGAAACAUCAUAUAGGUUCAUCAUACUUGAAAACUAUCAUUCCAUAUGAAAGGAUCAUGAUACACACCAAAAAGGUAAUGAUCGUACAGACACAAAUCCUCCGUGCGCCGUCUUGCAUUGGCACUGAGGUGUUUGGUUUGGAAUAGGGAAAAAGGUAAGAGACUAAUGUGGAAAGGUGCUAACUCAGAGACUGGAGAUUAUAGUUUACAGCUGUACUUUCCAGAUCUUCUCUAUGUGACACAAUGCACUGUCCUUGUGGGUUUGUCAUUUAUUUGUUAAUGCUGUAGUUUCAAAACCACCCUGUUGAAAGGUCCAGUUGUUUAUAUGCCCAACAAAUUUCAUAGCCUGCUGAACUGGACUGAGUGUGUCAGAAGUGCUGGUUAAUUAUGCAAGAGAGAUUGCCUGAAAAACAACAAAUUGCUUUCUGGUUAGCUGAAGGCAAGUGUGAAAAUCAGAAUUUAGAAUAUUUAGAGCUAAGCUUCUGGAACCACGUAGUUUACUAUACGUGAAAGGCCAAGAAUGGGAGGCUGACUCAAAACUAGAUAGAAAAAUAUAAAAUAAUUUUCGACCACUUCAUAGCUCUCAAAUAUGUAUUUAAAAGAUUUAUGAAUACAAACCAUUUAUGGUUUAUGGUUUCUAAAAAAGAAAGCACAAUUAAUUUUAUAGAGAGGUUUUUUAUUUUUUUAAUAUUUCUAUUGCAAAAGUCUAUCCGAUUUGAUGCACUUUGAAUAUUGAGAUAUUUUGCACAGAUGAAUGUAUGGGAACUACCCAUGGUGAUGUAAGAGGAAAGAACAUUUUUUUGUGAUUCACCAGACAUCGCUUUACACUUGGUGAUGAGUUUAAAUCCAGUAGCUAAUCCCUUCCUGAGACUCAAAGAUCGUGACCUGGUUGGAAUUUCUGACUGUGCUCUUUAGGGCCUCCGAGUUUCAAAAGGAGGAAGUGUUUGUGCUUGUGUCCCUUAAGUUCCCUGUUGCAUGAGCCUGCGACAGGACCUCACCCCCACCACCAGUCUUCUAUUUGGGAUUCACAUCAGUAUUAGUAUCAUAGCUCCACCAAGUUCAGGCUUCUCUUUUUGUUUUUUUUAACCUAGAAAUUGGGCUCAUGGUCUUCAACUUGAGGACAAGGGUGAUUUUCCUAAGAAAUCAGCCAAGUGGGAAGGCAGAGACCAUGUAGAUUCAGCAGUAUCAACUUUAGCUGCAGGGAUUCCAGAGCCCUCGGGACCACUCUGUCCCCUUAAUAGCUUAGUUCUCCUGGUUCCUCCCAUCUUACAGGCUCAUCUGGGUUCCAAAGUGCUUCUGUCCCUGUUUUGAUUCUCCAAACUGCCCUGUGAUGUACGUAGGGAUUAUUCUCCCCACUUAACAGAAAGUAGUGUCUUGGAGAGGUCAAGGGUCUGUAGUUCAAUGGCCAGUUAUAGCAGAAGAGAGGCCAAGCACCAGUCCAUCACCCCUCCCAGGCCAGCCUCUGUAAGUUGGCCACACUUGGGGAGUGAAUGUGGGUGUGACUUUACCUUCCUGGUUGGUUCUUACUGUUUGAGUCAAAACCUCAUCAAUAUAUCAUUGACUCCUGGGUUCCUCAGGUCAUUUCCUAGUGUCUGUUCCUAUCCAAUGCCUCUAUUUUUUCUUGAAAAAAAGACCAAAAAUUAUUUUUAGCUAUGACAAGGCACAGGCCACAUGGCCCCUGAUGGCGUCCCUGCUGGUUUUCAAUUCUCUGAAGCCUUGUGUAGCUUUCAGAGCAUGUGUAUCCUAAUUACCCUCCUCUUCCUCAGCAGAACCCAUUUGAGAUUCUAAAUGGAUACUCUUAGUCUCUAAAGUUGCAGUUAGAAACUAAAAUAAUGUUUUUUAAUAUGUAAUAUGCUCCUCUUGGCUAAUUUUCUUUUGACUUUAAUGUGCCAAUGUAACUUCCUUUAAAGGAUCUAUGCAUUUAUUAAAUCUAGAAAACUGUAUGUAUACUGUAGGUGGAAAAUUCUCUUUUUUAACUAAAUAUUUUUGCAUCACAAGUUUAAAAAAUUGCAUGAUUAAUUAGGCCUUCAUUUUUAAAUUACACUUUCAUCACUACGCGGGAUUACUUUAGUUUAUUCCCAAAGCUCAUUAGCAUGGGGUAAUUACUCUGCUACAGAAAUAGGCAAUUUAAAAAAAUGAAUAUCGCUCUUCUCAUUGGGGGCAGAAAAGAAAAAAAAAAAAAAAAACUCAUUGUACUCAGAUGGAAAAUGCCUAUAGAGACAGGAGCAGGCUGUGCCUGUGGACUUCUGGUUUGGGAUUUUGCCUCACCAGGUCAAGCGUAGUUAGAGUGGAAGGUGUCCAGUAUCUUGAGAACCUGGCCCUGGAGGAGGGUUCUGGGUUAGCUGCAAUGAGAGACUGGUAAUUAAGGGCACCGUGAGCAGGACAGAGUCCUCGCCUUACCCACCCCAUCUUUCCUGUUGCCCACAGUCUGCUGGCCCUUGUGCCUCUUCUCCUUGUCACCUGUGUCUCCUCCUUGUGCACAGAACUGGCUGCCCUUAUGAAUUUUCUUUUUUUCUUUUCUUUCUUUUCUUUUUUUUCUUUUCUUUUGAGACAGCGUCUCACUCUGUCACCCAGGCUGGAGUGCAGUGGCACCAUCUUGGCUCCCUGCAACCUCUGCCUCCUGGGUUCAAGUGAUUCUCAUGCCUCAGCCUCCCGAGGCUGUAGCUGGGAUUACAGGCGCGUGCCACCACACCCAGCUAAUUUUUGUAUUUUUAGUAGAGACAGGGUUUCACCAUGUUGGCCAGGCUGGUCUCGAACUCCUGACCUCAGGUGAUCCACCUGCCUCAGUUUCCCAAAGUGCUGGGAUUACAGGUGUAAGCCACUGCGCCCAGCCUGCCCUUGUGAAUUUUCAUCUGCUCCUUACCCCUCACCUGUUAGGACUGUUUCUUGCUUUUGCCCCUGUCGGUCCCCUGCCUUAACAGACCCAAGCAGCUGAUAAGGCACCAAGCUUCCCUGACCAGGUAGGGUGUGUGUAUCACCCCAGGGCAGUCCUGCAGACCCUGACCAAAGCCCGUCCCUGGGCAGCCCAGGGUUUCUUCCACUUGCUCUUCCCUGUUAAUGGAGAUUUGCAAGCCUAACUGCAUCAGCAGUAGCUCACCUCUCAGAGAACCCCGACUCCCCAAGCAGACCAGGAUUUCGGGAAGGGUGUGGGUGGUGUCGUUGCUGGAUACCCGUCUUUCUGCCUAUCCUUUCUCCUCGCUGAAUCCUGGGGCCCCUCCCCCUCCUUAAAGCUGGGGUGGACAGAGGGACAGGAGAGGGACAGGAGAGGAUCAGAGUUUAUCCCCCCUGGGAAAAACCAAGAGCGAAUGAAUCCCAGUGCCAGCGGCUGAGGCUACCUUCCGUGCCUUCCCUCCAUGGAAGACAAGCGAGUUGGGCUUAGGAAACUGGAACUGGAAAGGUUCUGUUGCUAUACUUUGGAACUUUCCCCCCGGGAUUCAGCAGCUGAGAAGCAGAGACCUUUCUGCCCUGGGUGAAUGGGUCCUUGGGGGAGGGGUUGGUCUUUUGUCUCACAUUCCUGUCUUUCCUUUCCUUCCGGGCCAUGCUCCUUCCUGGCUAGAAAAAGGUGGCUGUGCUGUCCCUGUGAUCCACUCUCAGCAAAUGCAUGUGGCUCAAAUAAACAAAGAACUUACCUGUCAGAGUGAAAAUCCUCAGGAGAUUGUACCCAAAUGCCAUGCUUUACAUAUUUAUGGUCUCUCUAGUGCCCUCCAGACGUGAUUUCCAGGGAGCCUUCCUCCCCUGGGGACAGUUAGCAGGAGUACCUGGGGAACCUGAGGUGGUCCUCCUCUCGGCAGCUUUGGUGCCACACUGUGCCCAUAGAAACUUCUAGAAAUUUCUGAAAAUGCUCUGUGGGCAGCUCUUGGGUGGCAGUAAGUCCGUCACCCCCCACCUAACCCUGGGCCUGAAGCACUGCCCUUGCUCUCUCUUUGUGUGUGUGUGCACCCAAAGGAUUUCCUGGUCUCUGUAGCUCAUCCUGUGAGCCCUUCAAGCAUGAAGCCUCCCUCGGGGCUUCUCAAAGCAUGGAGAGGGGCCCUUCCUGUCCUUCGGGAAAAUCUUCCCCACUGUGUCAGUUAUAUGGGAACAAGAGUGAGGGGGUCUUUCUCUAGGCCUGUGCCACAGGACAGAGAACACAGGAUUUUGCUGUUCACUUUGAGCCACAACCUUUGCCAGCCUGGCUUGUGUAGGGGGACCUUCGCCUUGCUACAAAGAGCUGUUCCCCAAAGGGCAUAGCCACAGGGUACAGGUUCUAAAAAGGCCUUUUUUU
Piliocolobus tephrosceles (Ugandan red Colobus) is the source of this 7231-nucleotide messenger RNA. RefSeq names its product solute carrier family 24 member 4 (gene SLC24A4). The record is from RefSeq and is a predicted model, not a curated record. Gene Ontology annotation, cellular component: plasma membrane. Gene Ontology annotation, biological process: intracellular calcium ion homeostasis; calcium ion transmembrane transport; sensory perception of smell. NCBI's taxonomy places the organism in Eukaryota, Metazoa, Chordata, Mammalia, Primates, Cercopithecidae. The transcript is spliced from 18 exons. Gene Ontology annotation, molecular function: calcium channel activity; calcium, potassium:sodium antiporter activity. Bases 620 to 2281 code for a protein of 553 amino acids.